GAGGCUGCAGGGUGGUAGGUGGAGCACUGGGUGCUGCAGGGACCCGGGAGCCCGAGGGCACGGCUGCCGACAGCGUGGGAUGGUUCCGGGUGACGCCCUGGGCUGGCUUUGUGGCAGGUGAGCGGGUAAGCCAGGCCGAUGGCGGUGUCGACGGCCCUGUUGGCUGCAGCUGCGGCUGCGGCCCUAUUCUCGGCCUGGCAAUGCGAUUGUCGCAUUGGGCGGCGAUGCGCGGGCUCCUACAGCGCCUUCUGCAAGGGGCUCACGCGCACGCUGCUCACCUUCUUCGACCAGGCCUGGCGGCUGCGCGUGAACUUCCCCUACUUUUAUAUGGUGGCCUCGGUGAUGCUCAACGUCCGCCUGCAGGUGCGGAUCGAGUGAGCCAUCGCCCGCCACAACGGCGGUCCCCGGGUGGAGAGCGCCACCCACGCCACCCCGCCAUCCCCGCCGGGCGGCCGCAUGAAGGACCGUGGGGCCGCUCAGUGCCUAGAGAGCGCGGGGGGAAGGGUGUAGAUGGGACUGCCUGAUCCCCUCCAUUUUAGGCCUCCGCGGAGGGCCACAGUACUGCAUCCCAUACCACACAAAACAAAAAAACAAAACAAAACAAAAAAACUUAACAGCCUAGUCAUUUUCCGCGGCAUCCAGAGAAUCACCAGAGUCUGGCAAACCUGUUGCCUCCGAUUGGCCAGAAAGAGGGAAAACCCGAAAGAGGGGGUGCUACCGCAGGAUUUACCAGGCCCUGUGCAGGAAGGUAGGCGCGGACAGGUUGAAAUGGGGGCUGGUGGGUAUAACUUGUUUGUGGAAAUAGGGAAUACACCAUGGCACACCUGCUGCGUAGCCAAGCUUGGAAACUAAAAAGGUAGGCAAGGCUCUCCCGUGUCCCUGGUGGUGGUUCCAUGAUAGGGUAUUGGGUGGCUAUGACAUCUUGGAGGGUCAGCUCAUCACCAACACACAGACAGGGAGCCCCUCCCACCUUCCAGGCCUCAAGUUUCUCUCUCUCUCUCUCUCUCUCUCCCUCUCUUUUUUUGUAGGAGCCUCCUAAGAUGUAACCUGAACCCCAAAUGACAGAGUGAAUUGGGCCAGUGAGCCCCCAGGAAGGUGCUAGAAGAGUAAAUAUUUGCCCAUCGGUCUCCCUAUGUCAGGUGAUCAGAUAAAAUGGACAGUUCUUUUCUGAACCAAACCUCAGGUCUGUCCCCUUCUUUGCAUGCAGGCCCAAGGUUAGUCUCUGCAGCUCUGUGCAGCCCUUCUCCAGACUGCCUCCUGCACUCUUGGGGAUGGGGCAGGGGACUGUCCUCUGCCUGCUCCUCCUGCUCUCCCUCUUGCUCCCCUAACCCAGUCUGGGGCAUUCCUGAGGUUCUCUGCAUCUGAAGACAGGAAAGAACAGGAAAUACUGGUUACAAUCGUCUCUUUCCCCCACAGCCUGCUUCUCCCAUCCCCCUGUCUGCCCAGCAGCACCUGCGAUGACACUGGCCUUGGUCUUCUGGGUGAUGGCUCCAUUCUCUGAUCAUUUCAAGAUGGAUCCCUAUGUAGAGAUCCCUGCCUCUGUUCCUGAGCAGCCCAGGGAGCAGCUGAGUGAAGAACCUGCCUAGAAGAGGAAGGGCCUUUCUGGUAGAGGCCUAGAGAGUGGUGGGGUUGCUGAGGCCUUCUGGCCCCGCCAUAGAAAAGAUGCCAGUGUACCUCGGGUUAUCUCCUAGCAACACUGUGAGGGAGACAUAUUCCCUCAUCUCAUGAACACAAUGGGGCUCAAGUACUGGGCUUGGUUUGCCCUUGGUACACACAGAAGAAGGGGGAACUCAGCCUGCCCUGGACCUGCAUUCCCCCAUCCUUUCUGCAGUCUUCUUCAUGACCUGGAAGGACGCUAUUGUAUGUGUGUGGGGCGGGGGAGUAGAGAGCUGCCAGGGGACCGAGGGAGAAAGAGAGACCGUUGGUUAGGGAAGCUGGCCAUCUGCCUUUCCUUGGAGUGUGCUAUGGAAAGUCAUGUUGAAGACAGGAAUAGCUGUGGUGGAGGACCUAGUAAUAGAAUCUCAACCCCCUGGUAAGCCAUUUACUCUCAACAGAGCCAAAUGUCCCACCUCUGUAGAGCUUACCAUGGACUCCUAGGUAGUUCUGUGAUGCAGAUCUCUCAGCUGGUGAUGGUGGCAUUGUGGUUCCUAGGAUCGGGCUGCUACCAGGAAAGUGAAGAUGUUGAGAGCUUUGGCACCACCCCGUCUCUGUGUUCUCAGCCUUAGGGCUCCAUCCCUGGAUCACAUGGGGGAAUAUCAUACAGAUGCGUUUAGGAUAGUACAGGGGGCUUUGGGUGGGGUGCCCGAAUGACCAAAGGGACACUCAUCUCCUAUUUCCCUCAGUUCUUCUGGCACCAAUAGCCCAAGGUCCAAGUAUCCGGUUCUUAGGAUGGAAACCUUCAAGACGCUAGGAGGCCCCAGGGACAGAGUGGUCUGGGUGCACACUAAGAGUCAAGGACCCAGAGGAAGAUCUCCAUAUCUCUCGUUUCAGAUUGCACGAUUGAGGAGGAGCUUCACAGGUAUACUUGCCUUCCUGUAGAAGAAGGACCUUGACCUACUGGGAGAAAUGAGUAUGGAGACGGAGGCCCUGCCUUCUUAGACCUCCUGCUCCAGGAAGCCCCUCCCUGCUCGUGUCCAGUGCCCUGGCUGUGUGAUGGGGUUGUGAUGCACUUUACCUCCUUGCUGUCCGUAUUGCAAGCAGUGGAGCUUCAAUCAGCUCAGAGACUGGACCCGGAUGGCCGUACAUUUCCAUGUGUGAUGAACUCUGCGCUGCCAGCACUGUCUGGGUCUGAACUCAAUGUGUUUAAUUCAAAUUGAGACUGACGAGAAAGCAGAAAUGCAAGAAAGUUCUUCAGGCCACUCUGUGCAGUCCAGAGAUCCGUCUGCAGGAGCAGGUGGUAAAGUCCUUACUGCUGUCUGGCCAGGAGCAUGCGAGGAACUCAUGACAAAAUGAACCACCUGCCACAAGCUGGAGCUGGAUGCCUGCUUUUCUCUCAUGACUUUACCUCUGUUCUCUCAGAACUCCAUUUUGAGGGGUUACCAGAGAAGCCAGGAGCCCUAGGGCUGAGGCUGGAAAUUGGAACUGAAGUACCCACAUCAUCUCAUAACAAUCUACAACUCCAGUCGCAGGGGAUCUGGCAUUGUCUUCUGACUCUUCUCGGACCAAGAGUGCCCUUAUUGCUUCGAACACAUACACAGGCCAAAGGCCAAGCAGCCACUCACAGAAAAUUGUAAUGAUUAUUAGGAGUGGGCAAUUUUUACUAAUAGAGAAGAGUAUAGAUUAUGCAUAUGAUAUA
Molecule: messenger RNA, 3295 nt
Organism: Chionomys nivalis (European snow vole)
Lineage: Eukaryota; Metazoa; Chordata; Mammalia; Rodentia; Cricetidae
Product: small integral membrane protein 10-like protein 2A
Exons: 6
Coding region: 139-378 (79 amino acids)
Source: RefSeq, a predicted model, not a curated record